This is a messenger RNA of Neofelis nebulosa (Clouded leopard), 7961 nucleotides long. It is a transcript of the gene KCP, whose product is annotated as kielin cysteine rich BMP regulator. NCBI's taxonomy places the organism in Eukaryota, Metazoa, Chordata, Mammalia, Carnivora, Felidae. The record is from RefSeq and is a predicted model, not a curated record. Bases 2740 to 7797 code for a protein of 1685 amino acids. Gene Ontology annotation, molecular function: protein binding. The transcript has 44 exons.
GGAGCCAACUGGAACUCUGAUGCCCGCCCAAGUCCCCAUGCCAGGCCGACUGCAGCCACAUGGAUGCUGGUGGGCAUGUGGGAUUCAGGAGUCUCCACUGAUCUGUGCCAGUCUGGAAGGCCACGAUAGCACCCCGAAACACCUGGAGCCUCCACACAGCUCAUGCCCAGCAGCCCCAGAAGGUCACGCUGCCGCCAUCUUGUGGGCUCUGAAUUGUGCUCUUUCAACAGGUGGAUUUAUGCCAGCAAAUCCAGAGAGAAAACCAACCUGUUGCUAUUGGCAGUGCAACCUGAAGCAGGUAAGGAGCGGGAGGCAACUUAUGUUGGGGUCUUCUGUGGGCCGGGCACCGUGCAUACGUCAGGCGCACACACACAUCGACCUGCAGACUCAGCGGUAAGAGAAUCAACAAGGGAUGUUGAAGACCAGGGACUAGCAAGGGUGGGAAGCCAUCACCACUCCUGGGCUGAGAGGACAAGGGGAAGGAAUAGCGUCAUCACGGGAGCCAGGUGAGCAGAAGGAGGGAAGAAAUACCCCUAGCCACUCUCCUCUCCUGCCUUCCAGGCCUCGCCUGUGCCUCUCAUUGGCUGCCCCCAGAGGCGGCCAGGGGGAUGCGUCUGUAGGGGCAGAGAGGGAGGAGAAUGAAUGGGAGGAGGGAGAAAUGGAGAACCACCAGCACAGACAGCGAGUGCGGAGCAGGAGUUGACCUCAGAACUUCAGCUGCCCUACGUAGCAACAUGUGCUCCUGUGCCCGCACGUCCCCCCGGCUCCCACACACCACUCUGUCUGUGGGGCCAUCUUGCCAAGUAAAGGCUCAAGCCCGAGUCUUUCCUUCUUUCUCUGGCCAGAAUGUCCUCUUCUAAGGGAAGGGCUGGGUUUGGGGUCGGGACAGCUGCGUCUGGCAGAGAAACGUGAGUCCUGUAUUCCAAGCCCGACACCUAUGAUCGCGUGCUCACACUCCUCCUCUGCCAGGAACCCCAUUUCCCCUUCUCUUGACCUGCAUGGGGCAUUCCACCAAGGACCAUGUUUUGUUUACUGCCACAUCCCUGUAUCUGGCUUGAUGCCCGGCACAAAAGAGGCUCACAGUAAUCACUCGUGGUGGAACUCAAACGACUCUCCGGAUGCCCUUUCCUCGGGGCCCUGGGCUUUUAUGUCAUGGAUUGGGUUUUCCAGAAGCUUCUUUACCUUCUGUUGCAGAUAAAGAAUGUACCGAGCCCUCUUUCCAGCCAUUAAUUUACAUAACCUUCACAAAACAGUCAAUUGGGGGAGGGGUGUUGUUAGAGCUACUGGUCACAGCUAAGAAAAAUUCACCACUGAAAGUUAAAUGACUUGCCUGGAGUCACCGGUAGAAAGUCCCAUCAGACCCAGGGUUUGGUCUAGCAGCUCUCACCACAGUCUGCGCUUAGCCCCUGCUCCACCCAGUCUCCCAGGGGACCUGCACCGCUUUCUUUAACCUUGAUGGGACCAGAGCUGCUACUUCCUUGUUUCUUUUCUGGACUGCUGGCCCUAGCUUUCCUCUGCUCCUGUGAGCCUAGCUCCAGGCCCGCUGAGGCCAGCUCUCAGCAUUGGCUCACGGCCGCCCCUCCCCCUACUGCCAAUGUCUUAGGCCUCUUUAGGGGUCCACAUUCCUGGGGAGAGAUGCUGUCCUCUCUUAAGGCGCAUGGGGAGUGGGCUGGGGGGACCUUUAGUCCCGGCCUGGGCUAGGGGGAAGGGUGGCUUCUGACUUGCUGGCCUUUACAGCAGGGAGGGAGACUGCUUUGGCAGGAUUCAUGGCUCCACCCUCAGUGUCCCUUUGCCUGUGAGCUAGGGGCCCAUCCCCACCUCCCCCUGCUUCCCAGCUGCACUGAGGAGUUUGUGGCCAGCUUUCUUCACUUCCUCCCUUUGGCCCCCUCUGCCUGCUGAGCCCAGGGCCCAGCCCUGCCCCCAGUCCAGGCUCACCCCCGCCCCUAGGACUGACUUUAGGAACUGGAAAAUGGGCAGGGACCAGCCAGCAAAGGGAAGGGAGGGCUUGGCAUUUGGGGCCAAGCCUGGGCUUACUGGAGGUGGCUAGGGGUGGGGAGUAGAGCCCAGGAAGGAAAUGUAUAGGUGGACAAAGGAGGACGCAAGCGGGAGCCCUUGAUUCCAGAGGUCUGGAGCAGCACCUAUGGCUGUUAUUUGUUAUUUACUGAGCACUUAGCGUGUGCCAACCACUACCCUAAAUUAGUUUUAUAUUCUCACUACCAGUCUAUAAAGUAGAUAGUAUAAUCUUCAGUUUACAAACAGGGAAAGUGAGAUACAGUUAGGGGUCUGUUCAAGGGCACACGGAUUUGGCUAAAUAGGGUUUUGAACCCAGCCCAAUCCUCUUCUCCUGCAAGCAAGAAAAAAGCUGAACUGGGAACCCAAGGGCAAAUGGAAUAACCCUAAGGGGGCAGGAAAACCAGCUGUCCCAGGGCCUCAGAGUGACAAAUCCGUGUUUAUUGUCCGGUCUCCUCCAGGGAUCACGUGCAGGAGACGGUCCCAGCUUCCCGCAGGGCUGGGGCUGCUCUCCCGCCGCCUUACCUCUGAGACAGGGCUGGGGUCAGGAUGGAGCUGGGGUCCAGGGCGCGAGGUGCCCAUCAGGGAGGCAGGCGCCACCGGGCGGGAUGACAGACUCCAGAAGCCCUCCCUGAACAAAGACUGGGUGGGAGGCGGCCUGGUGUGUCCCCACCCCGCCUCCCCCAGCGCCUGCUGAGCCGCGACCACAGACAGCGAGGCGGAGCGAGCAUGGCGGGGCCCCCGGCUGCUCUGCUGCCCCUCGUCCUCCAGCUCACGAGCGUGGCCGUGGCCUCCGCGACGGACGGAGGUGGGGUCAUCCUCCCGGAGCCCCCUGGGCUUGCUGACAUCCAGGACUACCAGCAGCAGGCACCAGCCCGCUCCUCAUCCCAUGCUGGGGCCCCACAGGAGCAGUGGCGCCCCCUGGAGGAGCGACUGGAAAGGCUGGAGGCCCAGAUGAUGGAACUCAGAGAGCAGAACAAAGAGCUGCAGGCGAGGGUAAGGCAGCUGGAGUCCUGUGAAUGCCGCCCAGCGUCUCCCCAGUGCUGGGGGCUGGGGCGGGCCUGGCCCGAGGGUGCUCGUUGGGAGCCUGACACCUGCACCGCCUGUGUCUGCCAGGAUGGGGCCGUGCACUGUGAUCCCAAGCCCGACCUGCCCCACUGCCACGGCUGCAGCCACAAUGGUCAGACCUAUGGCAACGGGGAGACCUUCUCCCCGGGUGCUUGCACCACCUGUCACUGCUUGGAAGGAACCAUAACGUGUACCCAGAAGCCAUGCCCAAGAGGACCCUGCCCGGAGCCAGGAACAUGCUGUCCUCACUGUGAGCCAGGCUGCCCUGGAGGCCACAGGGAUGGGGAAACAUGGCAACCAGAGCCCUGUGUCAUCUGCACCUGCCAGGCAGGGACCGUGCGGUGCCAGGGGCCCUCAUGUGCAGAGCUCAACUGCCUGGAGAGCUACACCCCACCUGGGGAGUGCUGCCCUGUCUGCCGGCCAGGCUGUGAGUAUGAGGGGCGGCCUUAUGAAGAGGGGGCCAACUUCCUGUCCAGCGCCGACCCUUGUCUCCAAUGCUCCUGCCUGAGGAGCCUGGUUCGCUGUGCGCCCAUCAAGUGUCCACCCAGCCCCUGCCCUGAGCCAGUCCUGAGGCCUGGCCACUGCUGCCCGACCUGCCAAGGCUGCACGGAAGGUGGCUCUCGCUGGGAUCAUGGCCAAGAGUGGACUGCCCCUCGGGACCCCUGCCGGAUCUGCCGGUGCCUGGAGGGCCACAUUCAGUGCCGCCAGCGAGAAUGCUCCAGCCUGUGCCCGUACCCUGCCCGGCCUCGUCCAGGCACCUGCUGCCCGCUGUGCGAUGGCUGUUUCCUAAAUGGGCGGGAGUACCGCAGCGGAGAGCCCGUGGGCUCUGGGGACCCCUGCUUGCGCUGCCACUGUGCCAACGGGAGUGUCCAGUGUGAGCCUCUGCCCUGCCCGCCCGUGCCCUGCAGACACCCAGGCAGGAUGCCUGGCCAGUGCUGCCCAGUCUGUGAUGGCUGUGAGUACCGGGGACACCAGUACCAGAGUGAGGAGACCUUCCGACUCCAAGAGAGGGGGCGCUGCAUCCGCUGCUCCUGCCAGGCUGGCGAGGUGUCCUGUGAGGAGCAGGCGUGCCCGGUUGCUCCCUGCGCCCUGCCUGACUCUGGCCCCCAGCUCUGCCCAGCCUGCGUGCUGGAUGGAGAGGAGUUUGCUGAGGGGGUCCAGUGGGAGCCUGAUGGUCAGCCCUGCACGGCCUGCUCCUGUCAUGAUGGCGUGCCCAUGUGUGGGGCUGUGCUCUGCUCCCCACCCCCCUGCCAGCACCCUACCCAGCUCCCCGGUGCCUGCUGCCCCAGCUGUGAGAGCUGCACCUACCAUGGCCAAGUGUAUGCCAAUGGGCGGAACUUCACGGACGCGGAUAGCCCUUGCCGCGCCUGUCGCUGCGAGGCUGGGACUGUGAGGUGCUCCUUGGUUGACUGCCCUCCCACAACUUGUGCCAGGCCCCAGAGUGGACCCGACCAGUGCUGCCCCAGGUGCCCAGACUGCAUUCUGGAGGAACAAGUAUUUGUGGAUGGCGAGAGCUUCUCCCACCCCCGAGACCCCUGCCAGGAGUGCCGGUGUCAGGAAGGCCAUGCCCAUUGCCAGCCUCGGGCCUGCCCCAGGGCCCCUUGUGCCCAUCCACUGCCUGGCACCUGCUGCCAGAACGACUGCAACGGCUGUGCCUUUGGCGGGAAAGAGUACCCUAACGGAGCAGACUUCCCCCACCCGUCUGAUCCCUGCCGUCAGUGUCGCUGUCUGAGCGGAAGCGUGCAGUGCCUCUCCCGCCGCUGCCCGCCGCUGCCCUGUCCAGAGCCGGUCCUGCUGCCCGGAGAGUGCUGCCCGCAGUGCCCCGCCACCUCCUCCGGCUGCCCGCGGCCAGGGGGCGGGGUCCCGGCCCGCCACCUAGAGCAUUUCUCCCAGCCCGACGACCCCUGCCGCCGCUGCCUCUGCCUCGAUGGCUCUGUGUCCUGCCAGCGGCUGCCCUGCCCGCCUGCGCCCUGCUCCCACCCGCGCCAAGGGCCCUGCUGCCCGUCCUGCGACGGCUGCCUGUACCAGGGGAAGGACUUUGCCAGCGGGGAGCGUUUCCCUUCGCCCACUGCCUCGUGCCACGUCUGCCUCUGCUGGGAGGGCAACGUCAGCUGCGAGCCCAGGGCCUGCGCACCUGCUCAGUGCCCCUUCCCCACCCGGGGUGACUGCUGCCCUGCCUGUGAUGGUUGCGAGUAUCUAGGGGAGUCCUACCUGAGCGGCCAGGAGUUCCCGGAUCCUCGAGAGCCCUGCAAUCUGUGUACCUGCCUUGGAGGCUUUGUGACCUGUGGCCGCCAGCCCUGUGAGCCUCUGGGCUGCAGCCACCCGCUCACCCCGGCUGGACACUGCUGCCCAACCUGCCAGGGAUGCCUCUAUCAUGGGGUCACCGCAGCCCAUGGAGAGACCCUUCCUGACCCACUCGACCCCAGCUGCUCCCUCUGCACCUGCCAGGAAGGUUCCGUGCGCUGCCAGAAGAAGCCAUGUCCUCCAGCUCUCUGCCCCCACCCCUCUCCAGGACCCUGCUUCUGCCCUGUUUGCCACAGCUGCCUCACCCAGGGCCAGGAGCACCAGGAUGGGGCAGAGUUUGAGGGGCCCCCAGGCAGCUGCGAGUGGUGUCGUUGUCAGGCCGGCCAGGUCAGCUGUGUCCGGCUGCAGUGCCCCCCUCUGUCCUGCCCACUCCAGGUCACGGAGCAGGGGGGCUGCUGCCCUCGCUGCAGAGGCUGCCUGGCUCACGGGGAGGAGCACCCGGAAGGCACUAGCUGGGUGCACCCCCAAAGCCCCUGCUCCUCCUGCAUGUGUCAUGAGGGCGUCGUCACCUGUGCCCGCGUCCAGUGUGUCAGCUCCUGUGCCCAGCCCCACCGAGGGCUCAGCGACUGCUGCCCUCGAUGCUCUGACUGUGAACAUGAAGGUCGGAAGUACGAGCCAGGGGAAAGCUUCCAGCCUGGGGCAGACCCGUGUGAAGUGUGCAUCUGUGAGCUGCAGCCUGAGGGGCCCCCGAGCCUUCAGUGUCAUCGGCGGCAGUGUCCCAGCCUGGUGGGCUGUCCCGCCAGCCAGCUCCUGCCCCCUGGGCCACAGCACUGCUGCCCCACCUGUGCCCAGGCGCUGAGCAACUGCACAGAGGGCCUGCUGGGGUCUGAGGUGGCCCCGCCGGACCCUUGCUACACCUGCCAGUGCCAGGACCUGACAUGGCUCUGCAUUCACCAGGCCUGCCCUGAGCUCAGCUGUCCCCCAUCGGAGCGCCACACCCCCCCUGGGAGCUGCUGCCCCGAGUGCCGAGAAUGCGUGGUGGAGGCCGAGGGCCGGAGAGCGGCGGAUGGAGAGAGCUGGCGGGACCCUAGCAACGCUUGCAUUACUUGCUCCUGCCAUCGGGGCCGCGUGGAGUGCCACCUGGAGGAGUGCCCCGCCCUCUCCUGCCCCCAGGGCUGGGCGAAGGUGCGAGAGGCUGGCAGCUGCUGUGAGCGAUGCCAAGCCCCCGCCCAGUCGUGCGCGCACGAGGGCCGGGCGGUGGCCUCCGGGGAGCGCUGGGCCGUGGACGUUUGCACCACUUGCUCCUGCGUGGCAGGCACCGUGCGCUGCCAGAGCCAGCGCUGCCCGCCGCUCUCCUGUGGCCCCGACGAGGCCCCCGCCCUGAGUCCCGGCAGCUGCUGCCCCCGCUGCCUGCCCCGACCCGCCUCCUGCAUGGCCUUCGGAGACCCUCAUUACCGAACAUUCGACGGCCGCCUGCUGCACUUCCAGGGCAGCUGCAGCUAUGUGCUGGCCAAGGACUGCCGCGGAGGGGACUUCAGCGUGCACGUGACCAACGAUAACCGGGGCCGGAGGGGUGUGGCCUGGACCCAGGAAGUGGCGGUGCUGCUCGGAGACGUGGCCGUGCGGCUGCUGCAAGGCAAAGAGGUCACGGUGGACGGGCGCCCUGUGGCCUUGCCCUUUCUGCAGGAGCCGCUGCUGUACGUGGAGCUACGGAGACGCACCGUGAUCCUGCAUGCCCAGCCCGGGCUCCAGGUGCUGUGGGAUGGGCAGUCUCAGGUGGAGGUGAGCGUGCCCAGCUCCUACCGGGGCCAGAUGUGUGGGCUCUGUGGGAACUUCAAUGGCUUUGCCCAGGAUGAUCUGCAGGGCCCUGAGGGGUUGCUCCUGCCCACAGAGGCUGCAUUUGGAAAUAGCUGGCAGGUCCCAGAAGGGCCGGGACCCAGUCGGACAUGUUCCAAGGGCCGCGAGGUGGAUCCGUGCAGGGCAGCAGGUUACCGUGCCAGGCGUGAGGCCAACGCCCGGUGUGGUGUGCUUAAGUCCUCCCCGUUCAGUCGCUGCCACUCUGUGGUGCCACCAGAGCCCUUCUUUGCCGCCUGCGUGUAUGACCUAUGUGCUUGUGGCCCCGGCUCUUUGGCUGACGCCUGCCUCUGUGAUGCCCUGGAAGCCUAUGCCAGUCACUGUCGCCAGGCAGGGGUGACACCUGCCUGGCGGGGCCCCACACUCUGCGUGGUGGGCUGUCCCCUGGACCGCGGCUUCGUGUUCGAUGAGUGUGGCCCGCCCUGUCCCCGCACCUGCUUCAACCAGCACAUCCCCCUGGGGGAACUGGCCGCCCACUGUGUGAGGCCCUGCGUUCCUGGCUGCCAGUGCCCCGCAGGCCUGGUGGAGCACGAGGCCCACUGUAUCUCACCCGAGGCCUGCCCCCCAGUCCAGCUCACUGGGGACCAGCCACCCAGACCUCCGCCCAGCCCUGGCCAGUAGCCAGGACACCAGGACUCAUCAGGUCAGAAGCCUCUCCUUCGAGAAGAGCUUCCACCCUGGCCAGAGCCAUGGAAAGAGUGCCCCACCCAGGCACUGGGGUCCUGUGUCCCACAAAGACCUCACCGUGUUCAAUCAGAAGCAGUAAAAUUGGGGCCUCUCCUACA